AUGCUUCCUCAGGAAACCACACAAGCAAAAUUAGGACCUGUUCAAAGUCGCUCAGAAGCCUCCUCACACCAGGUAUCGUUAACACCAUCACCCAAGACCCUUCCCUUCGUCUUCCAGAUCUGCGUGUGUGCUGUCUUCGCCUUCACGGGGGUGGCUGCCUUCCCCUCCUUCCACCCCGCUCCUCCCCUGUACCACCCGCCAGCCCCCUACCACCCGCCAGCCCCCUACCACCCACCUGCCCCGCACUACCCUGAUGUGCCGCCCAAGUACGAGUAUUCCUAUGACGUGAACGACGACUACCAGAAGCUCAAUUUCGAGAAGACCGAGUCGCGUGACGGCUACAAGACGGAGGGGUCCUACUCCGUGCAGCUGCCGGACGGCCGCAAGCAGAUCGUAACCUACAACGACAACGGGGACGGCCUCGAGGCGGAGGUGACUUACGAGGGCGACAUCGUGGCGGAGGUGUAUCCCGCCCACCCCCACCCGGCGCCCAGCUACCCCAGCUUGCCCUACUUCCCCCCUUACCAGCCCCCGGUCUACCACCCCGUCCCCACCUACUCCUCACACCCCGCCCCCGCCGCCGCCGCCGCGCAGGCUGCCCCCGAGGCCGCCGUGUCCCUGGAGGCUUCUUCGGAAGAGAGCAGCGAGGACGCGGCGCCAGCCAAGAUCGUGGAGGAGCCUGCACCCGCACCCGCCGAGGCCGAGGUCGUGGCCGCCCCCGCUGAGGACGCCGAGGAGGCGGCACAGUCGAGCCCCCUAGUGGAGGAGGAGGAUGCGCCUAUCUCCCUGGAGGAGGAGGUGGAGGAUGCGGGAGAGGAGGCAGAGGAUGCUGAGGACACCACUGUGCCGCCCGAGGAAUAGGAUGCCAGGCCAAGGAUACUCUUCAAGGCUUUGUGGGAGUAGCGCCGUGGGAUUCUAGCGUCGUGGAAAUAACCCAUGAUGGCGUUCCCUCCAUCUUUCUUCCCGUGUUCCUUCAGUGUUAUGUUGCUCUGACACACCAUUCUUCCCUUCUUCGCUUCUUCUCCCCUUCUUCUCUUCCUGUUGCUCUGACACACCAUUCUUCCCGUUUUCCUUCUGUGUUAUGGUGCUCCUGGACGCUCGCAAUGACGCCCACACGAAGCAGCGAGACACACAUGACUCCCUACACACAGCGAGACACGAGGUUGUUGUCUCUCCUUCACCAUCUACUUUAAUCAUCCUCCGCGUCCACGCACAAGCCUUGCACCUUACACUUACCGAACCUAGAUUCUCAUAACUGUUUAGUGGGUAUCAAGAAGUUGUCCACUUUUCGCAUUAUAUUUUCCACCCUCUAGCAUGAUAUUCUCCAACUAUAAAUAUCGAUAGUAAAAAAAAAAAUCGAUGUUGGGAGGUGAUGUGACAAUUGGACUCACUAGUAACUCCAGGUAUCUUCAUAUUAAUCUCACUUAUUACCUUCUCUCCCACUUCGCAUUACUUUUUCCACCCUCUUUCAUCAUAUUCUCUAACUAUAAAUAUUGAGUGUAAAAAAAGUGAUGUUGGGAUGUGAUGUGACUCAUGACAUCACUAACUUCAGCUAUCUUCCAUUUUCACAUCACUUUUUUUUAUCUUUUCUUUCUUACUUUCCCAACAUUUCUACCUCCAUUGUAAGUAGUUCCUACAUUGUUUGUAAAAAUUUUUCAAGCAUUGCAUUUUGUAUAAAACGAACCAUAAAAAUGAA
Molecule: messenger RNA, 1696 nt
Organism: Eriocheir sinensis (Chinese mitten crab)
Lineage: Eukaryota; Metazoa; Arthropoda; Malacostraca; Decapoda; Varunidae
Product: cuticle protein 19.8-like
Exons: 3
Coding region: 1-861 (286 amino acids)
Cellular component (GO): extracellular matrix
Source: RefSeq, a predicted model, not a curated record